Molecule: messenger RNA, 2337 nt
Organism: Pseudomassariella vexata
Lineage: Eukaryota; Fungi; Ascomycota; Sordariomycetes; Amphisphaeriales; Pseudomassariaceae
Exons: 4
Coding region: 1-2337 (778 amino acids)
Source: RefSeq, a predicted model, not a curated record
AUGUCCAUCAUGGAUUCGAAGAUGCCAUCGCAGCCUUCUCCUUCCCUUGAUGUGCCGCGGAGGAUUGGGACGCGCUUCGGUACACCGGGGGCUGGAUACAGCGAUGUGUACGGACGGGACCCACGGUCCUCGUCCAUGCAGUCCCUAACACCAUCACUGCCAGAAUACGAGGAGGUCGAGAGGCGCAAGCUGCUUCUUGUCUACAUACAUGGUUUCAUGGGCAACGACACAUCAUUCCAGUCGUUCCCAGCCCACGUGCACAAGUACCUCAAGACAGCUCUGGCUGAGACCCAUGCCAUCCACUCCAAGGUCUACCCGAAAUACAAAACUUACAAAGCCAUUGAGGUGGCUCGUGACAACUUCAGCAGAUGGCUGGAGCCGCACGAGUCUCCCACGACAGAUGUCGUUCUUCCAACCCGAGAUCGGUACGAUCCAAGGCUCUUCCAACAUAGGAUCCUUGGCACGGUGAAUCUGGAUGCUCCUCUCCUUGGCCUGCAUCCUGGAAUCAUAGUCUCGGGCAUAUCCAGUCUCUUCCGCCCCAAACCAGACAAUGACAAUGACAAAGAUACGCGGCAGGCAUUCAACACAGUUGGACAGUAUAACAACGCCAGCCAAGGCUCUGGCAUGACUUCCCCAAAUCAGUCAUCCGUAUACUUACCCUCGAUACAAUCGGGUCCGUCGACUCCAUCUGUGGCUCCAUCAAUUUCACCAGCACCAGCACCAGCACCAGCUCCAGGCAUGUUUCCUGCAAUGACUUAUGACCCCAACUUCAACCCCAAUUUCCCCAACGACGUUCGACUUGAGGAACGUGGGUGGUGGCAGAACAUCGUCCACUUCGUGAAGAAGCACAACUCGGAGGGACUGGUGGACGCUGCAACUCACCACAUCAUGUCCCAUUUGGAGUUUGGAAGUGUCCUGAUGGAUCUCAACUGCCUCAAGAUCCGGUAUGAGAACCUGCGAAAGCUUGAGGAUGUCGACGAUAUAAAACACUACGGCAUGCCUCAUGUGGCACCUCGGGUGCGCUUUAUUCAGUACUAUACUAUUUGCCAUGGGUAUCCAAAGAAGCCGAAGACGCCCAAAACUGAACCCAAGGCAGAGAUCUCGAGCUUGAGGGCGGGAAAUGACACCAAUACUGCACCGUCGACACCCCGCAUAUCUGUUGAAGACCACAGCUCCAAUGCAGGACAAGGACAAGUACAACCUCUACGGACUAUUCCUAAGGAGGAUUCGGCCGCACUGAACGUGUCCGAAGAUGAGCGAUCAAGUAUGGAACUGGAAAUGCUCGAUCCUGAGCCCAUAUCAGAAGAGUUUCACACGCCUGAAGGGAGCAGGCAAGGGUCGCCUCCGCCUAGUCAUCAAGCCGGGGCCCCUCCACCGGUACCAGCGACUCAAUCAGCAGACACUAAAGACGGGGACAUAAAUCAGCCUCGGUCUCAAGAGAACCACCCUUCAAAAGUCACAACAGCCAGUGCUGUAAAAAACGGCCUGGAACCUGCUGGUGUUGAGCCAAGUGUGUCGAAUAUGCCUGAAUCUGAUACGGAUGCCGUCGCCGUCGCCACUACUUCCACGGACGAAAUGGCUGAUGAGCUUGCGGCACUAACGCUUGAUCUCCCGCCAAUACCCGAUAUUCCGGAGAAGCCAGUGGCUCCAGAUUUCAGUAAGUAUACCGACAAGGACGCACGAAAGCAAGCCGAGAAGGAAGCGAAGCGCGUGCAAAAGAGUUACGAUCAGGCAGUUAAAAAUCGGGACAAGGCCAUCAAAGAGCGCCAAAAGAUCAUAGAGAAGCGCAAGAAGAAACGAGCUCAAGAAGUCGACAAGCGCGAAAAGGAGGCCCAGAAGCAACGGAAGAAGGAAGAGCAAGCCGCCGCUACCGCUGCCGCCAAAGCAGCUGCUGAAGACCGGAAUUUCCUUGCUGAAGAUGCUGCGGCCACUUCCAUGACUUCCACAGACACAAUUGCAGCGUCUGCCGUCAGCCAACAACCUCCGCUGUCCCAGGCACCUUCUGGCCUGAACCAGGAGAGCUCGCGCGCAUCGGUAGAUUCAGGACUGCAGCCAAAUUCCAGUGAGCGAACCCAGCAGCAACGGAGCAGCAAGCCGGAGAAAGCGCCCAAGCCACCCAAAGAACGCAAGUUCUGUAGCUUGCCGUCCAAGGUCAAUGGGCAGAUGGAUCCCAAAUGGGUCAAGAUCUUCAUGAAAGAUGUGGAUGAGGUGGGCGCGCACACUGGCUUGUUUUUCCCGGGCCCGCACUACGAGAAAUUGGUGGGUGAUGUUGGUGAUAUGAUUGUAAGCUGGGUGCAGGAAGAUGCUACGAAAAGAGCUAUUUUGGCGUUGCAAUGA